Molecule: messenger RNA, 1544 nt
Organism: Durusdinium trenchii
Lineage: Eukaryota; Dinophyceae; Suessiales; Symbiodiniaceae
Source: the annotation of a GenBank genome assembly
UUCCAUGUUUGGAUACCUUCAGCUGCCUUCAGCAUAAUUAAUAUUUUGUUUGAUGGUAGUACUCGCAGGCAGUUUGGGGGGGUGCAACCUGCUACAACAAGGUUUCACAGGUGCGUGCUUGAUGUUGUUUGUCCCAUAACGUUGAGCUUUCAAUGGACGUGCCAGCAUGCUGUUGGCACCUAUCCCGUGCUUAGAUUGAUGUUCAAUGAUUUUUUCAAGCUGCUGGGCCUGCUUCUGAGUGAACAUGUUGUGGUCCAAAUUCAGUAUUCAAAAAAAGUAGUAAACUAACCUGACACGGACAGACAUCUAAGCGUGAUGCAAGAAGCCAAAGCCACGCCCACCUGAUGCCCAAACAUCCAGACAUCUCGGAGUGGAAGUUGUUUCUUCGUGCAUUUAUACUUCGUCGCAAUGGUUCUCAGUAGUCCGUAUUGGCUGUUUCUUGGGGGCCAGUGGGUAAAGUCCCCUCCGACAAAUCAGGGGAUCCAAUGUCAAGCACUCACAGCCACUUGCAGCAUACAAAACUCCUUAGUUGGGAACUUGCAAGAGUUGAAUCAUUGAACAAAGUGCAAUGGAUUAUUUUCAUGUUGGGAAUGCCGUUUGGGGCCACAGCAGGCAAUGAAGGAUGUACAGUGAAAUCACAAUCUACGGAACAAACAUCAACUUGAGGAAGAUUAUCGAAUCUCCGCCACCCAUGACCUUGCACACUGACAUGGGUCUAAAGGCAGCGGCAGCACCUUUGCCUGGGCCGAAGGUCCGCAAAGCCGGUGGUUCCGCCCUGCUGGAUGGAUGGCGACAUGUUGGUUGGUGUGGGCCUCGUGCUUUGUGGUCGGAGGAAUCGGUGUCUCACUACGUCCCCCAGGUGUGAAGUUGUGGAGCACUACCAUGCUGGUCCGAGAAAAGAGAGGUUCCCUGUGGCGAAAGAACAGCAGUUCCAAGGCACCAGGAGGUGGGAGGUCUCGCGCCUCCUCAUCUUCACCAAGAGGUGCGAAGGCCGCGAUGAUUUUGACUUCCAGAAUCAAGAAGGCUCAGACAGCUGCUGACUUGCUUGGGGUGUUAGAUGAGGCAGUGAACUCGCCUGACUUCAACUACUACCACAUAUCAACAGCAUAUCACACCUUGGCCAAGUUUCAUCGGAAGGGAUUGCUGCAAGGACUUUGCGAAAGCCCGGUGCUGCACAAGCUUCACACUCGGGUUGAGAACCUGAUCAAGUCGAACCAAAUCAACCCACAGGCUUCGGCCAAUGUACUGUGGGCAAUGGCAGUCCUACUUGAGGCAAUUCCCAGUACGACUUUGUUGCUGCCAGUGUUGAUCGAAGUCUUUCCAGAGAAAGCACCCGGCAUGGACGCACAGGAGUUGUCCAAUUGCUUGUGGGCAUCAGCGCAUAUGAAGGAUGUCACAUUUGAUGUGCUGAGCAUUGUGCAAACAAUAGCCGCGCAGAUUCCAGGCAAAGCUGGUGGCAUGGUUCCUCAAGCAUUGUCCAACUGUUUGUGGGCAUCUGCACAUUUGAAGGAUGUCGCUCCUGAUGUGCUGAAGGUCGUUCCAGC